UUUGGCAGAGAGAAACACGCGGUGAUUCUGCUGCAUUCUGUGUGAUUUCACUACUACCGGGAGAGAGUUACAAAGGAAAGCAAGUUUGGGUUAUUUUGUCAUCUGUUGGAGAAUUUCGGUCAAGUCUGUAGGUUUAGGUGUGUAAUUUGCUCAGAUUGUAAUGGCAAAUCAUAACGUGAUUAUACGGCAAAGGCGUGAUUUAUCACUGGGCCCAAACCAACAUAUGGGAUUGAGACAUUACCAAAAUGUGACCCAUGUUCAGGAUUUGGGUGUAGAACAUUCCUAUGAUAAUGAGCUUGAUGUAAUGAAUUUCCAGGAUCGUGAACUAGCUCCUGGGCAGAUAGGCGAGAAUGAAAUGGCUAUUCGACAUACACAUGUUCGGAAUAUUCAAAUGAAUGACCUAGAGUUGGAGGGAAAUAGUGGUUUUGAAGCUGAUGAAGACCAUGUUGUUGGUGUUAACGACCAUGAUGAAGUGCUUUCUCUUAAUGUUGAGACUCCCGGUACAGGUUUAUCGGAUAGUCGUGCGUUGGUUGUUGUGGAGAAGCAAGAUUUUCAUGAAAGCUUGAUUUCAUCCAUGGACCAAAAUCCGGAAACGAGUAUUGUUCCUACGUCAGAUGUGACUCCUGAGCAUACCCAGCUUAUUGUCAGGGACUCUGCCCUUCAAUCUCGAGCCCCGAUUACGGGCACUAAUUUCCAGCUGACUGUUGGGCAAGAAUUUCCCGAUGUCCAGAGUUGUCGGAGGGCGUUGAGAGAUGCAGCGAUUGCUCUUCACUUUGAGAUACAGACAAUUAAGUCUGAUAAGUCUCGUUUCACUGCCAAAUGUGCAAGUGAAGGAUGCCCUUGGAGAAUUCAUGCUGCAAAGGUUCCAGGUGUUCCUACCUUCACAAUUAGGACCAUCUAUGAGGAACACACUUGUGGUGGAAUUGCCCACCUUGGUCACCAACAAGCUUCAGUCCAGUGGGUUGCAGAUUCUGUGGAACGUCGCUUGGGGGAAGAUCCUGACUGCAAACCAAAGGAUAUACUGGAAGAGAUACACCGAGUACAUGGGAUCACAUUGUCGUACAAACAAGCAUGGAGGGGUAAGGAACGGUUCCUGGCAGCUCUACGUGGGUCAUUUGAGGAAGAUUAUCGCCUUUUACCACAAUAUUGUGACCAGAUUAGAAGGACAAACCCCGGAAGCAUUGCACUUGUAUAUGGAAAUCCUGCUGAUAACUGUUUCCAACGCCUAUUUAUUUCAUUCCAAGCAUCCAUGUACGGCUUUUUGAAUGCAUGCCGCCCUCUCAUUGGACUUGAUCGAGCUCCUUUGAAAAGCAAGUACCUUGGAACCAUCCUUUUUGCUACUGGUUUUGAUGGAGAUGGUGCUAUGUUUCCUUUGGCAUUUGGGGUGGUCGAUGAGGAGAGUAAUGAUAACUGGAUGUGGUUCCUUUCGGAGCUGCAUGUCCUGCUUGAGAUCAAUGUGGAAAACAUGCCAAGGCUUACAAUUUUGUCUGAUAGACAAAAGGGCAUUGUAGAUGGAGUGGAGACGAACUUUCCAGCUGCUUUUCAUGGGUUCUGCAUGCAUUUUAUCAGUGACAGUUUCCAGAAAGAAUUCAACAAUUCUGUGCUUAUCAACCUCCUCUGGGAGGCUGCAUAUGCUUUUACUGUCAUAGAGUUCGAAGCGAAAAUUCUUGAGAUUGAAGCGAUUUCACCGGAAGCUGCAUAUUGGAUUCAAAGAAUUCCACCAUACUUGUGGGCCACAUCAUAUUUCAAGGGAACGAGGUUCGGUCAUUUGACUGCUAAUGCAGCCGAAUCUUUGAAUUCUUGGAUACUUGAAGCCUCGGGGCUCCCCUUAAUUCAAAUGAUGGAGUGUCUCCGGCGGAAACUGAUGACUUGGUUCAACGAGCGUCGGGAAAUGAGCAUGCAGUGGACAGGCACACUAGUUCCUUCUUCUGAAAAGCUGGUUUCAGAUGCAAUCCAGCGCGCUCAUGAUUGUCAAGUAACCAAAGGAGACGAAGAUAAAUUCGAGGUUGUAUCCCAUGGAGGAGAGAAUGUGGUGGAUAUCCGAACUCGUUGUUGUUCAUGUUGUGGAUGGCAGCUAUCAGGGCUGCCCUGCGCUCAUGCUGUGACUGCUCUCCUCUUUUGUAGGCAGAAUGUUCAUCGCUUCACCGAAAGUUGUUUCACCGUGGCAAGUUAUCGCAAGGCCUACUCGCAGACAAUACACCCUGUCCCUGAUAGAACCCUUUGGAAAGAGCUGUCAAUGAUGUUUCAGAAUGAAGGUGAUAAAGAGGCUGAGGUUGUUAUAAACCCGCCAAAAUCUCUUAGGCCACCUGCAGAGCCAAGGAAAAGGAAAAUUCGCAAGGACGAUGGUGGCCAAACUAAAAGAGUCGUGCAUUGCAGCCGCUGUAAACAGACGGGACAUUUCCGAACGACGUGUACAGCGCCUAUAUAGUUGUCAAGACCCUCAGCGUUUUGCAUUGUUUCUUUCUAGUGCGCAGGGAAGAGGUAGUUUAGGUAGGGAAAAACAUGUUCAUAGAAGUCCCAACAUUGACACACUUUACGCAC
Messenger RNA from Morus notabilis, 2541 nucleotides. RefSeq lists its product as uncharacterized. Gene Ontology annotation, molecular function: zinc ion binding. The record is from RefSeq and is a predicted model, not a curated record. The transcript is spliced from 2 exons. NCBI's taxonomy places the organism in Eukaryota, Viridiplantae, Streptophyta, Magnoliopsida, Rosales, Moraceae. Bases 161 to 2428 code for a protein of 755 amino acids.